AGCGACCGGAGCGGGGAGGAGGACGGAGGAUCCGCGGGACAGUUCCGUUAAACGUGUCGAGGAGACGCACAGAGUCAAGUUAAUAGAGGGUGAGCGACGUGAGCACAGACCAGAGAGAGAGAGGGGGGGAGAGGGGGAGAGAGAGAGCGAGAGAGAGGAAGGAUGGAGAGCCAGAGGCUCGCGACUGUGAAGUGAGAAUCCAAAUAUAUUCAAGGCUCUCCAACACAGCAGGGAAACAUCUACUGAGGAUUUUAAAAAAGCUACAGAGUCGAACUAUUUGAUUUGGAAUAUUUAGUCUUUUCUGCCCCUUUUCUCGGGAUAUGUCUAUUUUAUUCUUCUAGUGGAAUUUUCCUUCUCUUUCACCUGCACGAGGGAGUGGAGAAGAGAGGCUCCAUCGUCCGGGGAGAGGAGGAGAAACAAACAAGAAGAGAAGAAAAUAAGAAGCGGUUGAAGGAGCAGAGUUCAGUCAUUUUUGGGGGGGAUUCUCUCGGAUGGGAUCCUCUGCUCACUCCGCGGAUGUAAGGGAUGAGACCGGGGGGAAAGCGCGGGGAGAGAGAGAGCGAGAGAGGAGGGAGAAGUGGAGGAUGUAGUCGUCGGGCGCAGUGAGAAUGCAAAACGGACGCACCCCACUGGAAGGACAGGAUUGAACUCUAAACCUGAGCGGAAUUUCCACGCACACAGAGGAUAUUAUUACACACACAUUCACCUAGAUACACGGGCCGUGUCCUCUUACCUGGAACCUACAUCUGUGUGGAGUUACAGCGGGGAUCACACUGCAUUCACCCUUUUAAUGAUGGCAUGUGGAAAGUUAAUUGCGCCCUGACGCGCGGUGGACCGAGGAUCCGUAUCUGGAGAGAGUGUGUGAGAACAGAACAUUCAGCAUCUGCACCCUUAUCCAUGAUGUUAUGGAUGCGGUAACAUGUGAUUCGUGAAGCAGAGUGUUAUCCACGUUUACAUCGCUGAAGGUGUGUCCAGGUAGGGUGGUGACCAUGGAGAGGCUGUUGCUCUGUGUGAUGCUGGCGGUUGCCAUGGCAGUGCGGGCACAGAUUUGCCCAAAGCGUUGCGUGUGUCAGAUCCUGUCGCCCAACCUGGCAACCCUCUGCGCCAAGAAAGGUCUCCUGUUUGUACCACCGAACAUUGAUAGGCACACAGUGGAGCUGCGGCUGGCUGACAACUUUGUCACAAGUGUGAAGAGGAAAGAUUUUGCAAACAUGACACGGCUGGUGGACCUAACAUUAUCCAGAAACACCAUCUCCUUCAUUACACCUCAUGCCUUUGCUGAUCUGGAAAACCUCAGAGCCCUACACCUCAACAGUAACCGGCUGACGAGGAUAGGGAACGAUACGUUCAGCGGGAUGUCAAAGCUUCACCACUUGAUUCUGAACAACAACCAGCUGGUGCUGAUCCACCAGGGAGCAUUCAAUGACCUGCUGGCGCUGGAAGAAUUGGACCUCAGUUACAAUAAUCUGGACUCAAUUCCAUGGGAGGCCAUUCAGAGAAUGACAAGCCUCCAUACGCUAAGUUUAGACCACAACAUGCUGGACUUCAUCCCAGAGGGAACCUUCUCACUGCUGCAGAAACUCAACCGGCUGGAUGUCACCUCCAACAAACUCCAAAAGCUACCACCAGAUCCUCUGUUUCAGCGAGCUCAGGUCCUGGCUACGUCUGGGAUCAUGACGUCCACUUCCUUCGCACUGUCGUUCGGUGGGAACCCGCUCCACUGUAACUGUGAGUUACUGUGGCUGAGACGACUGAACAGGGAGGACGACCUGGAGACGUGCGCCUCACCCCAGCACCUCUCUGGACGCUACUUCUGGUCCAUCCCUGAGGAGGAGUUCCUGUGUGAGCCCCCACUCAUCACCAGAUACUCCCAUGAGAUGAGGGUGCUCGAAGGGCAGCGAGUUGCACUGAGGUGUAAGGCCAGAGGUGACCCGGAGCCAGCCAUCCACUGGAUCUCUCCGGAGGGCAAACUGGUGUCGAACUCUUCCAGAACGUUGGUCUACUCCAAUGGGACUCUGGACAUCCUCAUUAGCACUGUGAAAGACACCGGCUCCUUCACCUGUAUCUCCUCCAACCCCGCCGGUGAAGCCCACCAGACAGUAGACCUGGUUAUUAUAAAACUCCCUCACAUCACCAACAACACUAACAAUAUCCAGGAACCUGACCCGGGAUCUUCAGACAUUUCCACGUCAACCAAAGCCAACGGGAGCAACGUGACGGGUGACGUCAAAGGCGGGGUGGAUAAAAGGGUGGUGACGGCCGAGGCCACGUCAUCCACCGCUUUGAUAAAGUUCAACUUCCAGAGGAAUAUUCCGGGAAUUAGGAUGUUCCAGAUACAGUACAACGGGAGCCAAGACGACUCACUGGUGUACAGAAUGAUCCCCCCAUCGAGCAAGAACUUCCUGGUCAACAACCUGGCGGCGGGUACACCCUACGACCUCUGCGUCCUGGCCAUCUACGAUGACGUCAUCACCUCCCUGACGGCGACGCGCGUGGUCGGCUGCGUGCAGUUCACCACAGAGUCCGAGUACAUGAGGUGUCAGUUCAUGCAGUCGCAGUUCCUCGGCGGGACAAUGAUCAUCAUCAUCGGAGGGAUAAUCGUGGCCUCGGUGCUCGUCUUCAUCAUCAUCCUGAUGAUACGGUAUAAGGUGUGUAACCAUGGCGAUGGUGGGAAAGGUGUCUCACUGGCGAUGACCAACGUUCACUCGCAGACCAACGGUCAGCAGUCACAGGGAUGCACUGUGACUCCCAGCUCUUCUAAACACGGCUCGAUCGGAUUAGACGACCUCUCAGGAGGCACAAAGAAAAGGAGUGUGGCAGCUGCAGAAGGAGUUGGGGGUAAAGACGUGAUGACUCAGUCCUCUGACUCCCCCCUGCCUGAUUGCUCCACAGCUAUGACAGUUCUCAGCCAGCCCUGGACGGCCAGAAGCCCAACAGGUGGAGCUGAGGAAAGGGAGAAAGCAGGUGAGGAGAAAGCUCAAGUUGGCAUCUCAUCACCCACCGCCACCACCGGAUCACUGCCCAAGACAAAGCGGAAGCCUGCUCCGAGUAAACCGGGCUCAGCUUGCUCAAACACCUCGGCAGCCGCUGAAAAUUUCCUCUCCUCCUCCUCCUCCACCGCCUCCUCUGUGCUCCUCCCAUCCUCCGUUCUAGAGAAUACCAACCGCAACAACUCCACCUGUCUCAUCCAAACCCCGCCUCUCUUUGUCCCUUACUCCACACCAAGCCCUGUCCCUUCUACCCGGUUUAGAGAUACACCCAUUCUGCGCCGGGCACCACGCGCCGCCGCCGCCGUCGCCUCCUCCUCCUCCUCCGCCACUGCCUUCUCCUCCGCCAAGUACCAGACUCUCCCUGCAGAGCAGGGAGGGAGGAGCAGGGCGAGGAGGAGGUACUCGCUCAGUGAAGGAGGUUCAAAGACUUACUCGUCCCAUCAGGGAGGAGGCGCGCCCAAAUUAGGGCGCAUAAUGCGCAACAAAAGGAGCCAAUCAAUGAGCGGGAUGCUGCUCCCCAAAGACAGGGACGGAGACUCGGACAAGGGGAGGUGUGAUUCAGACUGGAUCUUAGAAAGCACAGUGUGAACACACUAAAGUUUAUCCAUUAUUGUUUCUCUUUUGUAUGACUGUAUGUUUGACUCUGUGUGUGUGUGUGUGUGUGUGAAGGCGUGUCCGACAUGUUUUUGAUGUUUAGAAUGUGCUUUUCUUUGGCGUGGUGUGGUGUGAUGCUGUGUGAACAUGUGUUCAUGUUAGUCAUGGCUGAAUGAGUGUGUCUUCUGUGUUCAUAACGUUUCAUUUUUCAACCUUUUUUUU
Solea senegalensis (Senegalese sole) is the source of this 3806-nucleotide messenger RNA. RefSeq names its product leucine-rich repeat and fibronectin type-III domain-containing protein 5-like. Lineage: Eukaryota; Metazoa; Chordata; Actinopteri; Pleuronectiformes; Soleidae. Bases 990 to 3578 code for a protein of 862 amino acids. The transcript is spliced from 11 exons. The record is from RefSeq and is a predicted model, not a curated record. Gene Ontology annotation, molecular function: protein binding.